GUCAAAAGUGUCAAAGUCAAAACCAUAUAACGUCAAAGUCAAAAAAAAAGUGUGAUUGUAACGUGAGUUGUAAACGUGAUAUUUUCUAAUUUUUGAACAUUAUUUAUUACUAAAAUAUAGCAGCACAAUUUAAUUUUAAUUUCCUCUCCACUAUUAGUUCUCAGUGGCAACUUAAAUACAUUCAUAUUUAUUUAAUAUUGUUUUAAACUUUUUUUUAAAAAUAGUCUGCAUAUAGUCAAUAAAAUUCAAUUGAAUUUAAUUAUUUUAUGACAAUUUAUAUCCUACUAAACAAUGACCGACAAGAAGGAAGAAACGCCGAAAACCAGCAACACCGACGAUGAAUUAUCCAACCUUUUAGACAGUGCUCUACAAGAUUUUACAAAAAUAGAAAAAACGCAAAAAGAUGCGAAGGGGAGCGGCGAAGCGACUGGCAAAGAGGUCAGUACAUCUACUGGCACACAACCAGACCAAGAUUGGUCUAAAGAUUUCAUUCAGCAAGCAGCUAGUCAGUUUGAGGAAAAUUUCGCUACUUUCUUAGCUAGCGCUGAUCCCAAUGCUCAAGUUACACCCGAGUUUAUCCAGCAGAAACUACAACAAAUGGCUGGUAAGCAUAACGCUGCACAACAAGUGCUCGAAAAUCCAACUCAAACAACUGACACUUCUAGCGAUUUCGCAAAUUCUAUUUCACAGGCCAUUCAAUCUUUAAAUGCUGGCGCUGAAGGCCUACAAGCCCCCAUAAAUGAGGAGGAAUUAAUGAAAAUGUUUACCGCCGGCGAAGGUUCUGGACAAGAAAAUAAUUUGUUACCCUUCAUGCAAGGCAUGAUGCAAGGCCUGCUAUCUAAAGAGGUACUUGGCCCGAGUUUGGAGGAUUUCGUUAAAAGGUUACCGGAAUACAUCGAAAAGAAUAAGGAAACUUUAGACAAGAAAGAUAUCGAUCGUUAUGAAAGUCAAAAAAAGCUGAUGGAAGAAGUGCUGGAAGAAUUAAAUAAAGAACAAGAAAGUGAUAGUGAGGAUAUUAAGAAGGAACGAUUUAGCAAAGUUUUAGCACUCAUGCAAAAACUUCAAGAUUACGGACAACCUCCCGCCGAACUGGUGGGGGAUUUAGAAGCCCCUUUCAAUUUCGAUCAGCAAGGAAACCCGUUGAACUUACCCAACCAAUUGCAAGGCAACUCUGAUUGUAGUAUAAUGUAAAUAUUUCUACCGUUAUUUUUCUCGUAGUAUCGUUUUUUUUAUUACCUUAGUUAAGCCAAAAAAAUCAAAAUUGCAAAAAAUAUAAAAAUAGUAUAAGUCAAAAAAAUAAGUACCACAUUAUGUUCUAAGAUGUGCCAAUCUUGGUUAGUAAUUCAUUUUAUAAAUGGUACGUUUAAUAGUUAAAAAAAAUAUUCUGCAAAGUACUAAUUUAUUUAUUUUCUAUAAAUACUGUAAUGUAAAUAUCGACAAAUAGAAAAACGAAUAUUUACAAGAAUUGUGGAAAAAAUUAACAAAUAUACUUUUAAAAUAUCGUGAAUUAUCCCCAAAAUUCCUACAGUUUACGUGUUAUAAAAAUACCUGAUUAAUUUGGUCUAUUACGACCGUAUCACAACACUAAACAACUCUAUAGCAAUUCUAUGUUUUACAUCACUUUAAUUUACAAUUUCGGUUUAGAUAAUGCGCAUUUUGGUUUAUUUAAGAUUUCUAACGAGUACAAUCUAUGAUAGAUUUGUAGAAGAAUAAAAGAAAAUCAUUUUAUUUCAUCUAAAUCAGCUAUAGUCAACCUUUUUUUCCUUCGGGCCACAUAUAUAUGUUAUUUGUAACUGUUGAAAAUAAUUUUAUAACGAGUAGUGUAGAAAUUUGACCCAAUAUUCCCCCUUCUCUCAAAGUCAAUAAUAUAAGUCAUUUAAAUCACACAAUUUAUUAUAAAUGAAACUACUUUAAAAUGGCAACUUUCGUACAAUUAAACUAACUGUCAAAUCUCAAAAUUACAAAUAGAUUAUGAAAAGGUCUUAUCAAUUUCAAAAUUCGAUUUUGAUACACAAAUGUCACCGAUUUUCUUGUGUUGCUAUUCAAUUCGUAUUCCGCCCCACGUUGGGCGCCAAAUAUGAAAACAUCCAAUUAGAUGCCCCUUAUCAGAAAAUAAUAUCGUAACCAAGAAUUAAUGAAAAACUUGUUGAAAUUCAACUGUCAUACUAAUAUAAAUGAAUUUAUGGUAGAACUAUUAAAAAAGAUUGUAUAACGGGUAAUACACCCGUCUGCUGUACAAUUUGAUCUGAUGAUACCUGUAGUAAAUUUCACGAAAGAUCGAUAUGAAAACAAGCAAUAAUAUUAAAGAAUGUUGUAGAAUAAUUUACGUACGGGUUUGCUCUAAUUGGGGCAUCAUCAGGUAGAGGUAGAAAAACUUAUAUAUUUCUAAAUUACAUAGUAAUUGGUUUAAACCGUUGAAAAAAGUUUUUUAACUGGUAGUAUAUCCGAUUGAUCUCUAAUUUUGAUCCUAUGAUUAUGCUCAACACUACUAUUCUUAUUCCUGUACACCUUCACCCGGUCCAAUCUUUCCCCCCCUUUAAAAUCUAAAAUGGCAACUUUCGUACAAUUUCACUGUCCAUUUUAAAAAUUACAAAUAGUUAAUGAAAAGUCCUUACUGAUUCCAAAAUUUCGAAUGUGUUAUACAAAUGUCACCGAUUUUCUAUUCAAUUUGUAUUUCGCCCCACGUUGGGCGCCAAAAUCAAGGAGCUUGUUGAAAAAUGUAUUUGUGAUAGAAAUGUAUAAUUAUUUUAUUUAGUUUUAUAGUAAAGGGUGAGUCUUUUUCUUUUAAUCCAAAUUUUUGAAAAUGCCCUCUUAUUCGUUUUUCUAUUUGACAAUAUUUUUUUUAUUUUGAAAAAUUUGUUGGUGUACGUCUUAAUUUCUAAUUAAGAAUAAUUUUGUUAUUGUUAUCAGUUAUAUAAUAUGUUAUUCUAAUUUUGUUGGAUAUAUACGUUUUAAAAUUCGCAUGGCCUAUAAUUAUUUAUGAGUAUGCAUUCUGAAGGUGCACUUGGAUAAAAGAAACGUUUAUUUCUUUUUACGAUGUUUCUUUGGUCCAAUCGAAAC
Molecule: messenger RNA, 3060 nt
Organism: Psylliodes chrysocephalus
Lineage: Eukaryota; Metazoa; Arthropoda; Insecta; Coleoptera; Chrysomelidae
Source: the annotation of a GenBank genome assembly